AUGGCCCCUCACCACAUCGUUGGACACAAGAAGAUGACUCGUCUCUACAGCAAGGGCAGGAUCCUGGGUCACCGGCGCAGCAAGCACCUCAGCCACCCCAACGUGUCGCUCAUCAAGAUUGAGGGCGUUGAGAGCUCGAAGGACGCUCAGUUCUACCUCGGCAAGCGCAUUGCCUACAUCUACAAGGCCCCUACUGAGGUGCGCGGCAGCAAGUACCGUGUGAUCUGGGGCCGUGUUACCCGGACACACGGCGGCAACGGUGUGGUGCGCUCGAAGUUCCGCCACAACAUCCCGCCGGAGGCCUUUGGUGCCUCUGUCCGUGUGCUGCUGUACCCCAGCAACAGUACGUAUUCCUGCACUGACAUCUAG
Malassezia sympodialis ATCC 42132 is the source of this 369-nucleotide messenger RNA. RefSeq names its product 60S ribosomal eL33 domain-containing protein (gene RPL33A). Lineage: Eukaryota; Fungi; Basidiomycota; Malasseziomycetes; Malasseziales; Malasseziaceae. Gene Ontology annotation, molecular function: structural constituent of ribosome. Gene Ontology annotation, cellular component: ribosome. The record is from RefSeq and is a predicted model, not a curated record. Gene Ontology annotation, biological process: translation.